CGACUGAGCGCACUUCCUUCCUUGCGCUUGCCUCUUGCGCAAAAUCCCUACGCAUUUCACCUACGGCUUUCAACCGAACAAACAAGGUCUUUUACCUCCCAAGAUGCUCGGCGGAGAUAGCGGCGUGAUUCCGGCCUGGAGCCCAAUCAUGCUCCAGUCUGUCGAAACCAACUACGAUUCCCUGCGCAAAGAACCCAUCUACGUCCAAAUCGCCUCAGUCCGCUCCACAGGCGCUCCGAAGCUUCAACGGCUGGUGUUCCUGGACUUUCUGAGUGCCGACCCGAAAGUCCUCAUUUUCGCGGCGGCGACACGCAACUCGGAGCUUAUGUCGGUUACGAAGGGGUCCCAGACGCAUGAGAUUUUUUGGCAGAUGCCGAGGAGUGGUGAGACUUUUACGAUAACAGGCCGAAUGUACAUAGUAGCAGCCCCCACAAUGUCCCACCGCUUCGGCGCGCCCCCCCGUCGCAUCGCCCUCGGCUCCACCUCCACCAACCCCGACGAAUUCUGGGAAUCCCAACGCCUGUCCCACUGGAAAAAGCUCUCCCCGCAGUACCGCGCAACCUUCACCUGGCCCGCGGCGGGUGAGCCCCACCAAACGCUCGCGAACGAGGGGUCCGUUUACCGCGAGGCCAACUCGGUGCGCAUCGUGGCGGAUACACAUACGGGGUAUAAAUAUACGCGGUUGGACGCGAUGGAUGAGGAUGUUGCCACGGGGGGUGCUGCGGUGGGCAGUGGCUUUUUGGGUGCGAUUGGGAAUGCGAUGAGAGGUGGAGGCAACGCUGCUGCGGGUGGUAGCGAGAAGGAUCAGGAGUUGAGAUGUGUGCACAACGCGGCGCUGGAUAAUUUUUGUUUGUUGGUGUUGAAGGCGCAGAGGGUGGAUCAUUACUCGCCGAACCCGGCUGGAUCGGGGCCGCCGACGAGGACGGUGGAUGAGUGUUUGAAGGAUGGGAGUUGGGUUAGGCAGAAUUUGAACCCGUGAGCGAGGGAACCAUGUGGAGGCACCCCCAUGCGCGGUCUUUUUUUGUCUAUAGAUCUCCCCCGCACCCUCUUUUUUUAUCAUUGCAUUGCCACAUUAUUCGGCGUAGAACAUAGCAUUAGUCCCCUCACAUCCGCACAAUUUGUAUACAGUGAGUUUCCCUCGUUUCCGUACAUAGUCUUCCCCUUGAUCCUU
Messenger RNA from Fimicolochytrium jonesii, 1171 nucleotides. RefSeq lists its product as uncharacterized. The transcript has 4 exons. The record is from RefSeq and is a predicted model, not a curated record. Gene Ontology annotation, molecular function: FMN binding. Bases 104 to 979 code for a protein of 291 amino acids. NCBI's taxonomy places the organism in Eukaryota, Fungi, Chytridiomycota, Chytridiomycetes, Spizellomycetales, Powellomycetaceae.